Molecule: messenger RNA, 2476 nt
Organism: Carassius carassius (crucian carp)
Lineage: Eukaryota; Metazoa; Chordata; Actinopteri; Cypriniformes; Cyprinidae
Product: suppressor of cytokine signaling 5-like
Exons: 2
Coding region: 431-2014 (527 amino acids)
Biological process (GO): phosphatidylinositol phosphate biosynthetic process; intracellular signal transduction
Cellular component (GO): phosphatidylinositol 3-kinase complex
Molecular function (GO): 1-phosphatidylinositol-3-kinase regulator activity
Source: RefSeq, a predicted model, not a curated record
CGCUUUCUUCCAGAGUCUUUCCCCAUCCGUAUCCGCCGGAACACAGAACUCCGCGCAAUUGGAGUCCCUUGAUGUCAGUCAACCGCUGCUUUGCCUCCACCUCUCUUGAUUCUCGUCUCUGCUGCACUUGGCGACCAUAUCGGCCGUCAGGGAAAGAAAUACCAACGGGAUGAGGGGAUCAUAGGCCAUGUAAAUACAAAACGUAAAAUGUUUACGAUUUCAUCGACACGUUGAUAUUCCGUUUGCUUUGCGAUUGUCGCAGUUAUGGUCCCGAUCGUAUCCCGUCCGUGUGUUUUAUCCACCACCGUCUCUAGCCUCGGGAAAAUGUACCCGACUAUUCUUGAUUGCAUUUUUUACGCAAACAAAAGAAGACACCAGAAAAAGCAAUAAAACACCACGGCAGAAGGAUCGUUCCAGGUGCCCCCACCUCAUGGAGAAGGUUGGCAAGGUGUGGAACAACCUGAAGAAGGGAUGUCAAUCUCUGCUCCACACAGAUGGGGGUUCUCGCAUUGAAACACCAUCACAGCUUCAAUCGCAAACAGACACAGUAUGCCAGAGUGUGGACAAGGCCCAGGGAGACAGCACACUGGAGGCUGCUAGUGCCUCUAGCAGUGUGGCAGCACUCCCUCUAGUGGCAUGGAGGACCAGUGGUGUGUCACGACAGGGCCAUAACUGUGUAGUGGAUGUACCUCAGAUACUAGAAAUCACAGUUGAGCCGGAUACCGAAGAUGCUCGUGCUCCUCUGGGAGGCCGCAGAGACUCUUAUUCACGUCAUGCACCUUGGAGUGGAAAGAAGAGACACUCAUGUUCCACUAAGGCUCAGAGUUCUCUGGAGACCACAGAUCGCCAAUCAGGCCGGUCUGGGCGCAGACAUGGGACUGUUUGCAGCCGUGAGGAACUGGCUUCAGGGGCAACACGCUCCCUACGGCAGCAGAUUCAUGACACAGUGGGUCUGUGCCUCCCACUGCGCUCAUCCUCUCGGAACAGUCACCUUCCACCACCCAAACGUAAGAUACAAAUCACAGAGCUGAUGCUGGAGACAUGCCCCUUUGCACCAGGAUCAGACCUUGCCCGAAAAUGGCACCUGAUUAAACAGCACACGUCACCAGUAACAGUGAUACCAGUGGAUUCAUCCUCAGGUGCUUGUGGUGCUACCUGUGCAUCACCGGAAGAUGAGGAGGAGCGCUUACGCGAAAGGAGACGACUCAGCAUUGAGGAGGGUGUGGACCCACCUCCAGAUGCCCAAAUCCACACAGUGGAGGCAAUCACAGCCCCCCUAACUUCCCUUUAUAAGCUGGGACCUAAAUUGGCCCCUGGAAUGAGUGAGGACCUAGGCGAUAUCCGAGGGGCAACAGCAGCUAACUGUGACUCUGAGGACGACGAUACCACCACUCUUUGCCUGCAAGCUCGCAGGCCCAAGCAGCGGCACACUUCGGCUGAGGGCCUCCUGAGCAGCAAGCAGUUGGGCCCUUGGAAAGUACACACUCAGAUUGACUACAUCCACUGCUUGGUUCCAGAUCUGCUGGAGAUCACAGCACUUCCCUGCUACUGGGGUGUGAUGGACCGUUAUGAGGCUGAAGCGCUGCUGGAUGGUCGGCCCGAGGGAACCUUUCUGCUGCGAGACUCUGCUCAGGAAGACUACCUGUUCUCCGUUAGCUUCCGUCGCUAUGGCCGUUCGUUACAUGCACGCAUUGAGCAGUGGAAUCACAACUUCAGCUUUGAUGUGCACGAUCCAUGCGUGUUCCAUGCAGCCACCGUCACAUCACUCUUGGAACACUACAAGGACCCUAGCGCUUGCAUGUUCUUUGAGCCGUUGCUCACUGUGCCUCUGCACCGGACCUUUCCAUUUGGCCUGCAAAGCCUAGCUCGAUCAGCCAUUUGCAAUGGGAUCACCUACGAUGGCAUCGGGGCAUUGCCAUUGCCCCCUGCUCUGCAGGACUACCUCAGGGAGUAUCACUAUAAGCAGAGGGUGCGCGUACGCUGGCUUGAAAGGGAGCCAGUCAAGGCCAAGUGAGGCAGGGCAGAUACUUCUCCGCUCUCCAAUAGGAGUAGUUUAUUCAGCACUUUGCAGAGGUGGAGGAAUUACAAUUUGUUUUGGUGGGGGAAAGGGGUUAAAUGUUGGGGAUUAUGUGUAUGAAAGGAGGGACCUGAAACUGAACAUGAUAUAUAAGCUUCUAACAUUUUUGUUAUCUAACAAACAAAGAAAUUAUAUAUACAGUGGCUCUCCAGUGUGCACAUUUCACUACAGCUUCUGGACUAGGAUAAAGCAGCAGAGGUCUUAGUCUCAUUUUCUACUACUUCAGUUUCAAUGGCUGUACUCUAGGGGAAAUCUGCAGAUACAGAUAUUUUCAUGCCCCUCCACUCUUUCACAUCCUAGCUAUAUGAUUUAUAACCAUUUCACUUUAUUUCUGUUGUACUGUUCACCUUCCAACCUAUCCUUAAUUUUCUUCCAUUAAAACUGCAUUGUUCAAGCUUA